GCGCAUCAAAACACCGCGCACAAAAACACACAAAAGCGAUCAGCAGGACGUGCGCGUGUCUUGUAUAUUUUGAUUAUUCAAAGUAAACCUCAUGCUCGAAAAAUCUCAUGGAAGCAUACGUAAAAUUGGAAUGGUCGAAGCAGAACCGGCGCAGCGAGCAGCGGCUGUUGGAUUACUUUGCAAUCGAUUUUUCCCAAUACGAGGAGGACAUUUUCAACCUGCACAUCAACGAAACGGACACAGUUCAUCAACUGGGCGACACCUUCCGGGAUGACGAUGGUCACGGAACGGUGUUGGAAUAUCCAGUUGAUCCCCGCACCGGACAGCAGGUAAAACAGCUGGAAGUUGACACAAUCAGCAGAAAGGCUUUGUAUGAUGAUUUCCCCAGUGGUUCGCGAUUAACCCGGGCCCAACAUCAGCACUGCUUGAGAGUAUUAAACCGGAUGAAUAUGAGAUUGGGGUUCGACAGUGCUGAGGAUCGGGAGGCACUGCGGAAGUACCAGGCUCUCCAAAAGACGUUGGAUAGAGAGGUGGAAUUGUUUGGAAGCUUUGUUAAAAACUAUUUCAAUAACAACUUGGUGUGUCGAAAAAGCUCGAUUGACAAGGAUUUGGAUGAUUUGGUUGUUGCUAUAUGGAAGGGUAAAGUAGGAAAGACAUUGACGGAUAUAGGAAACCAAAAGUAUAUGUUAACGACGGCAGUAAUAUGGCUUAACUAUAAGAAGAAUGAGAAAAACAUCCGGUUUGAUCCUGUGACCGAGGAUGGGUUAGAACUUGGAGUCGUGAAGAACAUAUACACCGAGACAUUACUUCAGUGUAGAACAUUAAAGCGCAAUCAACGGAUUUUAGAUGCGUUUUUUGAAGAUCAACACCUGUCGCUUCCAUUAGAUGACCGUGUUCAGGUGGAAGCAGUGCUAAAGCAGGAUGAAGAUAUCAGGUUCGUCAUUAAUUCAGGAACGCUCAGUCAUCUUUUAAAUUGUGCCAGCAAUAUGGAAGACCAGUGGACGGUGCCGUUCCGAAUUGAAUUGGUUGAAGGUCGCAAUGUGAUUUUCUUCGCUAAAAAAUUUCCUCCGUUAAAAAUGCUUACCCACGAUAGAAAUGUUAGAGCUCACAAGUAUUUGGUCCGCAGCUUUAUGUCAAUUGUUAAAAAAGAUAACCAUGAGUCAACCGAACAAUUAGAAAAUGAAGAUUCAGCAUGUUCUCUUGCGAAUGAAUAUAAACCAAUAGAAUUCGAUGCUUAUCUUCAAUCAGUUGCUGAAAAACUGAAGUUAAAGCCACACCCGCAUAAAAACAGUCGUCUACAGCUAUGGAAAUUGCAAGAAGGCGAUGAUCAGUAUCGUUUUCUUAUUAGGUCCCGUAUGGAUUGCUAUGAAUCUCUGCGUAAAGUAAAAUUCUAUAUCAAUAUUUCGAUCAAAUUGGAAUAUCAAGCUGAGUUUGGUGCCGAGCAAAUGACGAAGAGUGAACUAAUUCAUGAAUGGACCCGGCAGUAUCUCCGACCGAAUUCGAAAACCCUUCGACUACGGAUUAAUGUCGCAACGCAUGCCAUUAUCUCACAUCAUUAUCUCGAGCUCAAGGAUAUAGAAGAGGAGUUGAAGCGAUCGUAUGAUAUUGAACCAGCCAAUCUUUUUACUAACCUAUGGCAGACCUUAAAGCUUUUGCUGAACUUUCCAAUCGGAGAACACAUUUUGCAGCAUGAUAUCAGAAACAAAGAAACUUUGAAUGUACUCUCUAACCAUGUAUCCAUCAAAACAUCGCCCUCUUUUAUCAAUUUAUCUGACAUCUACUCAAAAGUCGAAUACGACCGACCUGCCGUGGAGUCAUACGAGUGGAUACCCAUUGACAAAUCUGUGAUAACUCAAAUGCAUCGCGAAAAUACUCUUCUUCCCUGCACAUUCCCUCACUGGAAUAGCGUGAAACGUCUUACGUCACGAGAUAAGUUGAAACACAAACAACCUGUUAAAGCGCCACUACGUGUGGAAUCCAAGCCCAAAAAGAAGAAGUCUAAAGGAAGCCGCAUUCGCCGUAAAAUUAAAAAGCGUGAAAAGAAUAUUCAGCAACAGAAGCAGAACAUUUUUGUCACGGAAAUGCAACAUUCGCUGAAUCAAUUUGCUCCAUACGAAGGCCCUUCACGAAAUAAUGGUCCUACAUUGGGCAUGUCGAACAGCAAUGCAAUCACACCGAACAAUAGUUUUCGCGCCAAAGCAGCCGAAGCAUUCGAUUACCAAUCGUACAUGAUGCAAGCCAGUAUGGGAAAGAAGGAAGAUUAAUAAACGCAAAAUCAAUAAUAUAUCACAUUUCUUUUAUUACU
Armigeres subalbatus is the source of this 2305-nucleotide messenger RNA. RefSeq lists its product as uncharacterized. NCBI's taxonomy places the organism in Eukaryota, Metazoa, Arthropoda, Insecta, Diptera, Culicidae. The coding region runs from base 108 to 2264 and encodes 718 amino acids. Gene Ontology annotation, cellular component: transcription elongation factor complex. The record is from RefSeq and is a predicted model, not a curated record. The transcript has 2 exons. Gene Ontology annotation, biological process: snRNA transcription by RNA polymerase III; snRNA transcription by RNA polymerase II; positive regulation of transcription by RNA polymerase III.